CAAGAGCACAAAACUGAGAACACCUCAAAAACUGUGAGGAGGUACAGGAGCGAGGGGAGCAACAGAAACAAAUAACACCAUUUGUUGUUUGAACAGAGGUGAAGAAGUGCAUAAAGCUGAGAAGAAGACAGAGAGAAUAGAGGAACCGUGCCGUGGCUCUUGAUCAGCAUAAAAGUUCAACAUGGCCACCUUGAAGGAGAAGAGGACUUGUGGCCAGCGCUGCGAAGACUUUGGACGUUUCGUCUGGAACUCAGAGAAUGGAACGUUAAUGGGAAGAACACCUGAGAAAUGGGUGUACAUCAGUCUAUAUUAUGUGGCCUUCUACGUGGUCAUGACAGGACUCUUUUCUCUGUCCAUCUGGGUGCUCAUGUACACGUUGAGCCCUUACGCCCCGGACUAUCAAGACCGGCUCAAGUCUCCGGGGGUGAUGGCGUGGCCGGACACCUACGGAGAGGAGAUUCUUGAAAUCAUCUACAACACAUCGGACAAGGCCAGCUGGAAGAAGAUGUCCAACUGCCUUCAUGACUUCCUGAAGCCAUACAACGACACCAAGCAGCUGGAAUGUAAUCACCACAACUGCACCAAGGGGAAGUAUUUCAUCCAGAAGACCUUUUCUGCCCCUGAUCACACCAAGUGGGCCUGCCCCUUCACCCAGAGCAUGCUGGGACCCUGCUCGGGACUUGAGGACCCAACAUUCGGCUACAACUGCACCAUGCCUUGCGUCAUCAUUAAGAUGAACAGGAUCAUUGAUUUUCUUCCCUCCAAUCAGACUGACCAUCCCCCAUAUGUCAACUGCACCAUGCUGGAGGGACAUGAAAAUGUGGCAAAAAUUGAGUAUUUCCCAGAGAACGGAAUAAUGGACCUAUCUUAUUUCCCUUACUACGGCAGGCUGGCACAGCCCACCUACGUGAACCCGUUGGUGGCGGUUCGGUUCAGCCUGAUCGGGAAGAAGAAAGCCAAGAUCCAGUGCAGAGUCGUUUCCGACAAGAUCAGCUAUCAAAACUUCUACGACCCCUACGAGGGAAAAGUCAUCUUCGACAUCCAAGCUCUGAAAUGAGAAAAGUGCCAGCACCAGAGAGGGAUUUGGGCAGAAUGGGGUUCCAUCAUGUAACUACUUACCCAUCACUAUCAAACAUAUGUCAGGUAUCCACAGGUUAAUAGUGUCUGGAAUUGUACCUUCUAACCAAUUGUAUUCAACUCUCACACUGAAGGCUCACACUUGUAAAUUUGGAUUGAAGGAAUAUUUACAGUGAAGAUGCAUGUUGCUGCCAAAUGCGCUGCCUUUAUAAACAUGAUUUGUCCUGCUUUGCUUAUUGAUUCAUGUUACAAUCUC
Messenger RNA from Myripristis murdjan (pinecone soldierfish), 1333 nucleotides. RefSeq names its product potassium-transporting ATPase subunit beta. The record is from RefSeq and is a predicted model, not a curated record. NCBI's taxonomy places the organism in Eukaryota, Metazoa, Chordata, Actinopteri, Holocentriformes, Holocentridae. The transcript has 7 exons. Bases 182 to 1057 code for a protein of 291 amino acids. Gene Ontology annotation, cellular component: sodium:potassium-exchanging ATPase complex. Gene Ontology annotation, biological process: intracellular sodium ion homeostasis; sodium ion export across plasma membrane; intracellular potassium ion homeostasis. Gene Ontology annotation, molecular function: ATPase activator activity.